AUGUUGCACCUUAUUGGUCUUGGUUUGGCCGAUGAGACGGAUAUUACCGUCCGCGGUCUGGAGAUCGUGAAGCGGGCCGAAAGAGUCUAUCUUGAGGCAUACACAAGUAUCCUUCUUGUGGAUAAGUCAAAGCUUGAAGCCUUCUACGGCCGCCCCGUCAUCGAGGCGGAUCGCGAACUCGUCGAAACCGGCAGUGAUGAUAUCCUCGCCGGCGCGGAUAAAGCAGACAUCGUCUUCCUGGUAGUCGGCGAUCCGUUCGGGUACGACCCCACCCCCACCAUCUCCAAAUCACAAACUAACCCAACCAGCGCAACAACUCAUACCGACCUCGUCCUGCGCGCCCGCGAACUAGGAAUCGAAACAAAUAACGUCCCCAAUGCCUCUAUCAUGUCCGGAAUCGGCUGCACCGGCCUGCAGCUCUACAACUUUGGCCAAACAGUAAGCAUGGUCUUCUUUUUGGACAACUGGAAGCCAUCCUCGUACUACGACCGCGUGCGCGAGAACGUCCAGAUCGGCCUGCACACGCUGGUGCUCCUCGACAUUAAGGUUAAAGAGCAGUCAAUUGAGAACAUGGCGCGCGGUCGUCGCAUCUACGAGCCCCCUCGUUACAUGACUGUUGCGCAGUGUGCAUCGCAGAUGCUCGAGACAGAGGAGGAGCGGAAGGAGGGUGUUUACGGACCAGAUAGCUUGGCUGUGGGUGCUGCCCGAGUUGGAGCUGCCAACCAGAAGCUUGUUUCAGGGACCCUGCAGGAAUUGUCCACUGUUGAGAUGGGAGCGCCGUUGCACAGCCUUGUUCUUUUGGGACGGAGGACGCAUGACCUCGAGAGGGACUAUAUUCGGGAAUACGCUGUCAACAAGGAGACCUUUGAUGCCAGUUACGCCAAGGGCUAUGGAGCUAGCCUGUGA
Molecule: messenger RNA, 906 nt
Organism: Penicillium soppii
Lineage: Eukaryota; Fungi; Ascomycota; Eurotiomycetes; Eurotiales; Aspergillaceae
Gene: dph5
Product: diphthine synthase
Exons: 2
Coding region: 1-906 (301 amino acids)
Biological process (GO): protein histidyl modification to diphthamide
Molecular function (GO): diphthine synthase activity
Source: RefSeq, a predicted model, not a curated record